CUGAAUCUUAGCGAAGCUGCCAUAUUCCAGGAACUGAGCAACAAAGCCAGAAUCCAGGGUAAAAAAAUCAUGGUAGCAGCAGGAAUUAACCCUGAUGUGGAAAGACAUAAGCAAUGGAAGGACCAACACCCGAACCAGCCUUUGUUGAUGUGGACAAAGGACUAACCUUAGCAUGCUUUGUCUUCCUCUGCCUUUUUCUCAUCGUCAUGAUUAUCCGCUGUGCCAAAGUGAUCAUGGACCCUUACAGUGCCAUCCCAACAUCCACGUGGGAGGAACAGCACCUGGAUGACUGAUCGACACAAGGACUUGGGGAUAAUGGGGCCCCUGAGCUCU
Messenger RNA from Python bivittatus (Burmese python), 333 nucleotides. Lineage: Eukaryota; Metazoa; Chordata; Lepidosauria; Squamata; Pythonidae. The record is from RefSeq and is a predicted model, not a curated record.